AUGCGCAUAAAUGAGGGUUUGCAGAAAUACGAUUCGCAGAAAUAUGGUUCGAAGAAAUACGUAAUGAGGGUUACGUAUUUCAAUGAAAAGAUAUGGCGUGUAAUGGGAGAGAUGAUCGUGGAUGGAAAUACUAUUCGAACAGGCUACAUUGAAGACACAGAGGAAGCCAUUGAGACUUCCUUCCAAGCAUUAGAAAUCGCCAACGCUGUCUUCAUGGGUGAAGGAUUUCGUUUAAAAGAACCAAAAUUAUCUACCACUUCAUUGAAGGCUACAAAAUUCAUGUUGGAAGAAGGAGUUUUUGUUAAAUUCGGGAAAUUGAUAGAAAUACCGGAAAAGAAGGAUAAGUACGGGUUGGGAUAUAUACCUACCAAAGCUGAUCAAGAGAACGCUGUCAAGGAAAAACGAGAAAGCAAGCUAGCUCGUUGGGAAAACCGGCUUCCCCCAAAACUAGAAAGCUUAAUUGAACAAGAAGUUAAGAUAAUCCAACCCUAUCAAGAACUUGUUGAGGUGAUCAAUUUAGGGACUGAGCAUGAUAAAAAAGAAGUUAAAAUUGGUAUGUCUAUGAAAGAAAGUGAGCGAGAAAAGUUGGUUAAAAUUUUAAUUGAUUAUGUGGAUGUCUUUGCAUGGUCAUAUCAGGAUAUGCCUGGGCUAGAUACUAACAUAGUUGAACACAAGCUACCACUCAAGCCUGAAUGUGCUCCAAUUAAACAAAAAUUGAGGAGGAUGAGGCCUGAUAUGUCACUUAAAAUUAGAGAAGAAGUCAAGAAACAAUUUGAUGCUGGUUUCUUAGCUGUGGCAAAAUAUCCUCAAUGGGUUGCUAACAUUGUUCCGGUUCCAAAGAAAGAUGGAAAAGUUCGAAUGUGUGUUGAUUAUCGGGAUUUAAAUAAAGCUAGUCCAAAGGAUGAUUUUCCUUUGCCUCACAUCGAUGUCCUAGUAGAUAGCACUGCUCAAUAUUCUCUUUUCUCCUUCAUGGAUGGUUUCUCAGGGUAUAAUCAAAUCAAGAUGGCUCCCGAAGAUAUGGAGAAAACUACAUUCAUUAUACAAUGGGGGACUUUCUAUUACAAAGUGAUGCCAUUCGGAUUGAAGAAUGCUGGCGCAACCUACCAAAGGGCAAUGGUAACUUUGUUUCAUGACAUGAUGCAUAAAGAAAUAAAGGUUUAUGUGGAUGAUAUGAUUGCAAAAUCUCGGACCGAAGAAGAACAUGUUAUUAACCUUCAAAAGUUGUUUGUGCGACUAAGGAAGUUCAGACUCCGUUUAAACCCUGCUAAAUGCACUUUUGGUGUAAGAUCAGACGAGUUACUUGGGUUUAUCGUUGGUCAAAAAGGGAUAGAAGUGGAUCCAGAUAAAGUAAGAGCAAUACAAGAAAUGCCGGCUCCACGCACGGAAAAAGAAGUUCGUGGCUUUUUGGGCAGAUUGAAUUACAUUGCCAGGUUCAUAUCGCAUCUCACCGCUACAUGCGAACCGAUUUUCAAAUUGUUGCGCAAAGACCAAAAGGUUGAAUGGAAUGAUAAUUGUCAAAAAGCUUUCGAAAAGAUUAAGCAGUACUUAUCAAAACCUCCCAUCCUAGUGCCUCCUGUUCCUGAGAAACCACUUAUUAUGUACUUAACAGUACUUGACGAGUCAAUGGGCUGCGUACUGGGGCAGCAUGAUGAAUCUGGUAGGAAAGAACAUGCUAUUUAUUAUUUGAGCAAAAAGUUCACCAGUUGUGAAACAAGAUAUUCACUGCUUGAACGAACGUGUUGCGCAUUGGCAUGGGCUGCUCGUCGGUUGAGACAAUACAUGUUAUGUCAUACAACUUGGUUGGUGUCUAAAAUGGACCCAAUUAAGUACAUCUUUGAGAAACCUGCUCUUAAUAGAAGGAUCGCCCGUUGGCAGAUGUUGUUAUCAGAAUACGAUUUGGUAUAUGUUACACAAAAAUCCAUCAAAGGAAGCGCACUAGCAGAGUACUUAGCCCAACAACCGGUAGAAGAUUAUCAAUCAAUGCAGUGUGAAUUCCCCGAUGAAGACAUAAUGAAUUUAGUUGAAGAGAUUGAAUCAUCUGAUAAAGAAAAGUGGAGGUUGGUGUUUGAUGGUGCUUCUAAUGCGUUAGGGCAUGGAAUUGGAGCCAUUUUGAUUUCUCCAGAAAACCAGUUCACUCCAUUUACGGCUAGGUUGUGUUUUGAUUGUACAAACAAUAUUGCUGAAUAUGAAGCAUGUGUUAUGGGCAUUAAAGCGGCUAUUGAAUCAAAUGUAAAAUUUCUUGAGGUAUAUGGAGACUCAUUGUUGGUCAUCCAUCAGACGAAAGGAGAUUGGGAAACGCGAGAUUCUAAAUUGAUUCCGUAUCACACCCAUAUCAAAGAAUUGACAGAACAAUUUGAGAAGAUUACUUUUCACCAUAUCCCUCGAGAAGAAAACCAGUUAGCUGACGCCUUGGCCACUUUGUCGUCAAUGUUCAAAAUAACCACUAAUCAAGACGUGCCGGUCAUAAAGAUUCAACAAAGAGAUAAACCUGCAUAUUGCUUAUCAAUAGAAGAAGAGUUGGAUGAAUAUCCAUCAGGUAUUUCAGAGAACGACAAGAGGGUUUUGAGGAGGUUGUCAAUGAACUUCUUCUUAAAUGGUGAUGUGCUUUAUAAGAGGAAUCAUGAUAUGGUUCUCCUCAGAUGUGUGGAUAAAGCAGAAGCAGAAAAGAUCAUUCAAGAGGUUCACGAAGGUUCUUUUGGAACUCAUGCAAAUGAACACGCAAUGGCAAGAAAAAUCUUGAGGGCUGGCUAUUAUUGGCUGACAAUGGAAUCUGAUUGCUUUAAUUAUGUAAAGAAAUGUCAUAAAUGUCAAAUAUAUGCUGACAAAGUACAUGUACUGCCCACCUCUUUGAAUGUUUUAACAUCACAAUGGCCGUUUUCAAUGUGGGAGAUGGAUGUUAUUGAACUCAUCGAGCCAAAAGCUUCCAAUGGUCACCGGUUUAUCUUGGUAGCUAUUGAUUACUUCACAAAAUGGGUUGAAGCAGCUUCUUAUGCCAAUGUGACUAGAAGUGUGGUUGUCAAAUUCAUCAAAAGAGAAUUGAUUUGUCGAUAUGGCUUACCAAACAAGAUAAUCACUGAUAACGCGACUAAUUUGAAUAACAAAAUGAUGAAAGAGUUGUGUGAUAGUUUCAAAAUUCAGCACCAUAAUUCUUCGCCAUAUCGUCCGAAAAUGAAUGGAGCUGUAGAAGCAGCAAAUAAGAAUAUCAAGAAGAUCAUACAAAAGAUGGUGGAGACGUAUAAGGAUUGGCAUGAAAUGCUUCCCUUUGCAUUACAUGGCUAUAGAACCUCUGUUCGUACCUCAACAGGGGCAACUCCUUUCUCAUUGGUGUAUGGAAUGGAAGCGGUACUUCCCAUUGAAGUUGAAAUUCCCUCGAUCAGAGUCUUGAUGGAAACAAAACUGGAAGAGGCCGAGUGGGUUCAAUCACGAUUUGACCAGUUAAAUCUCAUAGAAGAAAAAAGGAUGAUAGCUCUAUGUCACGACCAGCUAUAUCAAAAAAGACUUAAAAAGGCAUACGAGAAAAAAGUCCGUCCUCGAGAGUUUCAAGAAGGGGACUUGGUGUUAAAGAAAAUAUUGCCCAUAAAAAAGGAUUUUCGUGGAAAGUGGACCCCGAAUUACGAAGGACCAUAUGUUGUGAAAAAAGCUUUUUCUGGAGGAGCUCUAAUACUCGCAGAAAUGGAUGGAGAUGACCUUCCACUUCCAGUAAAUUCAGAUGCAGUCAAAAAAUAUUAUGCUUAAAAACGGUGAUGAGCUCGCUAGGUUGAAAACCUGAAAAGGCGACCUAGGCAAAAAUUAGAGCAUCCCGAUGGAUUGAAAACUUGGAAGAGUAGUCCAUGCAAAAGAUAGGGAUAAAAAAAAAAAA
Cicer arietinum (chickpea) is the source of this 3859-nucleotide messenger RNA. NCBI's taxonomy places the organism in Eukaryota, Viridiplantae, Streptophyta, Magnoliopsida, Fabales, Fabaceae. The record is from RefSeq and is a predicted model, not a curated record.